AUGGAGUCGACGCCGAUAUGUCGGUGCCGCGUGCUUUACCUCGGCUCGGCAGUCCCGCAACAGAGCAAGGACGGUCUGCAGGGUAUCCAGGAGCCGCUACGCGAGCUCUACCCGGACAAGGGCGCGACGAGCGGCGGCAUUGACUCGUGGCUCUCGGUGUGGUCGAACGGUAUCCUGUUGGAAAAUAUUGACGAGAGUGGAUCUAGGGUAGCGCGCUUCUUUCCCAUUUCGAGUCUCCACUAUUGUGCGGCGGUGCGCCGGGUGACGGUGGAGGGUGCACCGCGGUUCCUGCCGCUGGACUCACCGUUCGCACGCGCCCCCGCACCGCGGCGUCCGCCGCUUUUUGCGGCUGUACUGCGUCGAACGCACGGGAUCAAAGUGUUGGAGUGUCACGCUUUUAUCUGCCGGCGUGAGGCUGCUGCAAAUGCUCUAGUGCGCUGUUGCUUCCACGCGUACGCAGAUAGUUCGUAUGCCAAGCGUUUGGAGGCCGAGCGCACUCCGUCACAGCUGCCUGAUCAGGACGAGGAGCUGGAAGUGUACGACGGUGACGAGAACCAUAAAGUGUGGGUCGGCGAAACUGAGCGUGAUGAUGCAAGUGAUGAAAUCCCGCACACAGCGCGAGCACCGCGACCCAGACAGAUUACGCGACCUGCAUCAGUGCCACCGCCACCACCUCCCCCUGAGGAGCCGAAGAAGAAGGCUACAACUAAAAAGACAAAGAAGAAAUCAUCAGCGUCCGCUGAUGAGUUAUAUGGUGGUCCCGCUGGAGUAAUGAAUGGUCGAUCACUGGGCCGAGUACCGCCGGCCUGGGCUGGCGGACACCCGCUAGUAUUGGUUGCGCAUCCUUCUGCUACGUUGCCGCACGCACGUCCCGCCACACUAGGGCACCGUGGGCGCGUCCCUGCAGCUUUGACCGCAGGUCCAUUCCCACCAGGUCCUCCAGGGCCCCCGGGGCCUCCAGGACCUGGUCGCGGACGUUUGCAGUACGCGACGGUGGAUCCGCGUCGUUCUAAGCCUCCGCCCGCCGCUCUGAAAGCUGCGCAGAGCAUGACAGGGCUGGAGGCGACUGACGACCCAGGUGGAAUCUAUAGGAAGAAAGGGCAUCUCAACGAGCGUGCUUUCUCGUACAGCAUUAGGCAAGAACACCGCAGUCGGUCGCAUGGCUCGCUCGCGAACUUAAAGUUCGCGGCUCCACCUGAGAGAUCUGACCUCUUUCUCGCUUGUUGUGAAACGAGUCCCUUGUGA
Arctia plantaginis is the source of this 1245-nucleotide messenger RNA. The record is from the annotation of a GenBank genome assembly. Lineage: Eukaryota; Metazoa; Arthropoda; Insecta; Lepidoptera; Erebidae.